CUUUGGCCAGACUUGAUGGUAACAGCAUGAAUCAUUUUGAAGGACAAGUGCUUCAACUUAAAUCCUCUUCACAAAAGAAAAAACUGCAGCCUGUUGUAAUAUUGAAGACGUCAGAGUCACCCAAUGGAAUGGUUAACUCCUUUCAUUGUGCAAAUUGCCAGCACACAACCUACAAUGUGGAUCAUCUAAUAGAACACCACCAUUGUUGCCAUUCAGGGCAAGAUUUUCAGUUUUGCCAGACUUGCAACCUCUACCUGAUGACAAAUGAACAAGUGGAAAAGCACUCGUGUGGUGAAACUAAAAGCACAAGUGUUUCAGAUAACCCUGGGCUCUCCUCUGAUUCAAGUUUACAGAAGGACAGAAAAAAAGGCAUUCACAAAUGCAAUAGGUGCCAACUAAAGUUUUCAAAACGACUUCAUUACAUUUCACACAUGCGCUCUCACACUGGAAAAACACCUUAUAAGUGUAAUGAAUGUGGAACAUAUUUUUCACAGUCAUGUACCCUACAAAGACACAGGCGUAGAAACUGCAGAUACAGGAUGCCACAAUUGCCAGUGAAAAGUUCAGAUGCAGUUAUCGGCACAACUAUAUCAUCACCAUCAAAGACUUUGGCACAGGAGGAGCCUUCUGCAAAACUGCGCAAAUGUUUUGUAAAGCUUGUUGACAUUUACAAACACAAUCUGUGUAGAUUAUGUGGUAAAGCAUUCUCGACUCCACAGCAGGUCAGAAAACACUUUUUAAGCAAACACAGGAAGCAGAAAUCUGAAGUUUUGUCAAGUCUUUGUACUACAAAACUCAACGUUGAGAAAAGCCAAACACCGAAGAAUGAGACUAGCGUGGACUUCAAAUGUCCUCUUUGCCCACGGCUUUUCAAGUAUACAUACAACAGGAAUCGACAUUUACGUCAAUGUGUCAAAGAUUCUGUAUUUGGUGGCAAGGGUAAAAUUGAUGGUAAAUUCCGAUGUCCCUUGUGCCACGCUACCUUCACUUUAUCAUCAAACCGGUGCAGACAUAUAAAUUCAUUUUGCCUCAGAGACUAUCUCAGUCAGCUUUCAAAAGAGACUAUGUCAAGGCAAAAGGAGACUGAGCAGGCGAGACAGUCCAAUGCAAAAGAGACAAAAACACUGUCAACGGAAACUGAACAGAAGCCUGGUUACAAAUGUAGCCUUUGUCCAGCAUUUUUUUUCCAUCCUUCUGGAAAGUACAAGCACAUGAAGAAACAUGAAUUGUCUAAACUCACAGGCAAAGUUACCAAGUACAGAAAAUCUGUGUUUUCUACCAUGUCUAAACCAGCAAAUUCAAGUAGUCCAAAGAACGAAGACAAUAAAAAUGACUUGAAAUCAACUGAAACCAUUAGCAGUCUUGCCCUGAGCUGUAAUUUUUGUGGAAAAUCUUUCGGCUCAUUGCAGUCACUAAAGAAUCAUGAGCGCAUUCACAGAGGUGAAAGACCAUACCACUGUCUUGAAUGUGGAAAAAAAUUCAAAAAGCAUGCCUAUCUGAUCGGUCACAAAGCUGUUCACCAGAGAAGGAUACAGUGCACUGUCUGCAGAAAGAUUCUACCAACCAUUGGGGAACUGAUCCAACACAGAAGCACACAUAUUAAAAGAGGAAUGCUUAAAUGUCCAGACUGCGCUAUGGAGUUCCAGUAUCCUGCACAUCUCCUGAAACAUCUACGCACCCACAAAAAACAAGAAGGAAAGACAACUCAGCUUGAAGAAAGAUUGCUGAUAAAACCACAGCUGUCCCAGGACUCCAUGAAAGAGAAGAGUCUUCCAAAACGGCUACAGUGCUCCUUAUGCAGAGAACUAUUUAAUGAUGCCAACCUGCUAAGAAAACAUUUCUUAAUACACAUGUCCUCUUCAACCCAGUGUCCAUUGUGCAAGCGUAAUUUCAAUCAUCGCCGCUAUUUGCUGCGCCAUAUGGUCAUACAUACUGGUGACAAACCCUUUUCCUGCACAAACUGUGGGAAAGAGUUUUUCCAUAAAUUCACCCUUACAGUUCACCAUAAAACGUGUUUGCCUGCUCCAACCAGACUUCGUGUCUCAAUGGACCCUUGCAGUAAAACAAAGGUAUCUCUUCAGUGUGACUAUUGUCCACGGGUGUUAAAAGACAAUUCCCGCCUGAUAAAACAUCACAGUGGCCACAAGACAGACUCUCUUGCUCCAUGCUCUAGAUGUGGGAAAUACUUUGAAUCAAGAAAGUUAACACGACAUAAGAACAAUUGUGAGAAUACUACAAAGACCAGUGCUGUCUUUUCCUUUCCAAGUAAAAGCAUCACACAGACAGUCCAGAAAAGGCCUUCGCAGACCAGUGCAAACAAGAUGCUUCCGUUUAAGUGCUCCCACUGUGCACAGAUGUUCAGGUACAGAUCUUUACUCUUAAGACACCUUUACUCACAUACCGGUGUGCAACCCUUUUUAUGUUCACUCUGCGGCAAAGGAUUUCGAGGUCGUAAACCGUGCUCACUGCAUGAAGCUCUGUGUGAUGGCACUCGAGAUAAGGUGCGGUCUGAGACGAUAAGUGUUGCUGCAACAAAAUCAUCAAGCAUUCCUACUCUCAGAGAGACAGCACAGAAGCCCCAAGCAGAAGCUGAAACUGAAUUGAAGUGCAAAUUCUGCACAAAGACCUUCAUGAAACCACGAAACCUGAGACGUCACAUUUUGACACACAAUGACGUGAAACCAUAUCGCUGUAGAGCCUGCGACAGUUGCUAUUCAAGGUACGAUCAUCUGAAAGUGCAUCAGACUCGUUGCAGAGGGAAAAAGCAGCGAUUGGAAGUCCGUAUUCCCAAAGUCAGCUUAAAUGAUAUUGGCAAGGGUUGGCAAAAUAAGUUUGGCAUUGAUUUGGCUAAAAAGCAGGAGACAUUUGAUUGCACAGUCUGUUCAAGGAGCUUCCCAACUCAGUCUAAACUUUCCCGACAUAACACUAUGUACCAUAUCACAAAAUUAUUCAAGUGCCCAAACUGUUGCACAGCUUUUUCUCAUGCAAAAACUUUGAAAAAGCAUCUGAAGAUGAGAAAAUGCAGAAAAGUCUCCAGAGCAAAACAAGUCUUAUUUUCACUAGGCACUAAUUCAUCCACUGAAAACUUGACAAUCCCCCCACUCGAGGUGCAGACUAGAGUUCUUAAGAGGUUCCAACCAUAUUUUGACAAAAGGAACAGACAUAUGUGUAGUUACUGUCCCCGUGCGUUUGCAUGCAUUUCGCAGUUAGACAUGCACACUCGCCUGCACACAGGAGAGAAGCCAUAUGCCUGUCUUUAUUGUGGUGAGAGAUUUAUAAGGAAGGAUUAUGUGAAGCGUCAUUACCCAAAGUGCAACAAGAAACAUGGCCAAAAUAAAGUGCUUUGUGAUGGAUGUGGAGGGUUUUUCUCUCAUGUUAAACUUGAAAAUCACAAAAAACAUUGCUCUCUAAAGCCAAACUUUUCAGAGUCAACAGUUGGCCAAAGCAAACAGUCAACCUCUCACAGCCAACCAAAAGGCUUUUCCUGUGCAUAUUGUAGUUCCCGUUUUCUGCUAUUUUCACAGCUCCAAGAACAUUUUUUAAAUGCACACAAGAUGGAAACAAUAGUACCCCCAGUGUCUACUGCUCCCCUACAACAUCAUCUGUCAAAUAUUCCAAACAUCAAAGAAGAGCCUUUGGAUGAUAGUUAUGACAAAGGGUUAAGUGAUGGUGCUAAUGUUAUCUGUAAACUAGAUGCAGCUCUUGAUUUGGAGGUGUCCAACCAAUAUUCAUGCUCUGAGUGUGACAUGUCAUUUUCAUGUAAAAAUGGACUAAGUGCUCAUCAGCGUGUGCAUAAGACAGAGCUUCCUUUUAACUGUAAAAUAUGUAAAAGAGGGUUCUGGAAUAAAAACCUUCAUCGCAAUCACUACAGGAAAUGUAGAAUUGCACAUAUUUCAGGGAGUAAUUCCAUAAGGCAGUUGGAAGUCCCCGUGAAAGCAAAGAUGGAUUUUGCACCUGAUGACUCUGUUCUAGUGUUUAAAGAUUUCUCCAAAUCACCUGGCACUGGUGUUUUACAGACCCACUCCUCCUGUCAAGAAGAUUUGAUAGAUGACUCCCAGAAAAAAUCAGAAGAAAACCAGGUUGAAGGCAACUCGGGUAAAGAUAAGAAAACUGUGCAGUACCAAUGUUCAGAGUGUGAUCAGAGCUUCUCAGAUGGCUUAAUGCUUAUCAGUCACCUCGAAGACCACGGAAGACAGGAACAAGAGAAAAAGCGCAAUGCAUGUACUAAAUGUGGGAAGAUGUGCUCUAGUCAAGGAAAUCUCCAAAAACACAUGAGGAUCCAUCUUGGCACUGCUAAGAAUUAUUCUUGCCCUGACUGCUCCAUGGCUCUUAACUCCCAAUCUGAGCUUGAAAUCCACAGAAAAUGUCACGACCCCAAUAGACGUUAUUCUUGCAAAUUAUGUAGUCAAAGGUUUUUGACAAGACCAUCUUUGUGUAAUCAUUACAAAGACGACCAUCCAGAGGAUGCAUACACUUGUCGUUUCUGUAACAAGGCCUAUGCAGCCAAAAAAUCAUUGGCAAGACAUUACAAAGCAUGGCAUCAAAAAGAGCUGAUGGAUCAUCAGAGUAAUGUACAGAACAAAAGCUGUAAUGAAAAACAACCCAGCAACCAACUUAGCACACCUGCCGGAAGUGAUUUGGAUGAAAAUAACAGCUGUGAAGAUGGUGACUCAGACUCGGCGCCGUACUUUCCGUGCCAUGUGUGCGGAAAGACUUUCCCAACAUCAGAAAGUCUUGAGGAUCAUCAGCGUUGUCACCUGGGUGAAAAACCACAUGAAUGUGCAGAGUGUGGUAGAUGUUUUUUUCAGGCAUCCCAGUUGCAGCAACAUCAACGAAUGCACAAGUCUGAAUUUCAAUGUCAGUUAUGCGGCAGGGGUUUUGUAUCUCUCUUUGCAUUGCGUAAACACAAGCAUACCCAUGGAAAGAGCCGACCAUACCGUUGUUCCAAGUGUCACCUCAGCUUCACAGGACCUUCACAGUUGGCUGAACACAUGACCACCCAUCGUGAAGAAAGUUUCCCAUGUGACAUAUGCAAUCGUGUGUUUCCCUCCAAGAGCAGUAGAGCUGAGCAUCGAAAAAGCCAUUCUAAGUCAAGAGCGCUUCAAGUACCUUCAGUCUCAAGGGAUGAAAAAGAAAAGUCUGUGUCACUUGCUGAACUCAAAUACCGCUGUGGUGUCUGCAGUGAGCGUUUCAGAGACCCAGAGGAGCUUUCAGAGCAUGGUUGCAUUGCAGCCAAAGAACGACAAUACUCUUGUUCAGAAUGCGACAGACAUUUUCUCCAUGCAUCACACCUGAAAAAGCAUAGGGCCACCCAUAAAAUAUCAUGGUCUAGUUGUGAAUAUCCAUGUAAUCAAUGCAACAGCAGUUUUUCUUCAUCAAAGGACUUCCUUAGCCAUGCUAAGAGCCAUGUUAAUACUGCAGCAGAAAGUGAUCACAACAUUGAAGUGAAAGAUGGAGGUCCACAUGGUUUCAUUUGUCCUGUGUGUCACCAGUGUUUUGCCAGUGCCACUGAAUUGAUUAAUCAUUUUCCCAUGCAUCCUGAUGGUACAUUUGAAUGCAAAAUUUGUAAAAUGUCUUUUACCUCUGAGAGUAAGCUAAAAGAGCAUGAGAGCAGUCAUCGGACAUCAGCCACUGGAUUUGAAUGCACAAAAUGUGGCAAGAGCUUUUUGGAAAGCAAUGCUUUCCUCCAGCACCAAUGUUCCCAUCAGCAACAAAGAGAGAAGCAGACUAAUGACUCAAAUCCAUCAGCUAUGACAUCCACUAUGAACUACCAUCAAGCAGCAGGAGAGGAAGAGGAGGUUGAUGUCACCGGAGAGGAUGUACAUGAUUGCGUUGUUUGCUCAAUGCAAUUCUCCUCAAAGAGAAGUCUUUUGGGGCAUCAAAAUGAACAACACACAGAAAACAAGCCGUUCAAAUGUGAGCUUUGUGGAAAAAGGUUUGCCCUGAGAAGGUACCUUAAACAGCACGAGCGAAGGCACAGUGAAAAGUUUACCACUCAAAGUAGCGAUCAGUGGGCAGAAAACAAACUCAAAUGUACCCAGUGCCGGAUUGAGUUCGAUUCAGCGGAGAAGCUAUCUUUGCAUAUGAGACUGCAUGCUGAAAAAGAAGGUGGAGAGUACCGCUGUGAUAUGUGCUACAAGUCUUUCAGCCAGGGUUCUUUACUUAAGCAGCACCAAGAGAGUCAUGUUGGCGAAGUUGUAUACGAAUGCACAGAAUGUGACAAAGCCUUUGCUUUCCCUCACUUAUUGGAGGAACAUCAACAGACUCAUGCUGGGUCUUCUCAGUAGAAAACGGGUUAUUAUAUAUACCAUCUAUCUUGUGUUUCCUUUGAAUUACUGAAACUAAAGUUACUUGAAUUAUUUUUUCAUGCCUUACAUCUGAUUGUGUAACUGGGCUGGUAAUCACUACCCUUAUCCAAUUUGUAUUUUUGGCCCUUAUAUACUUACAAGCUCUUAGCUCAUGUCAUUUUGACAGGGUAUAUUCUCCUAAGUUCCCUUUUACAUUGUGUAUAGUCGUAAGUUUUAAUAAGUUACUUUGUAUACAUUUAAGUAACCACAUGUUUUCUUGACAUUGUUUGUAAAUUGUGUAAAGUUGAUUGAUAUUCUGAAUCAAAGAUAUAUACAAACAUGAUUGGAUUUAAUGUUUAUAGAAUGUCUUUGAUAAAGACUCAAGUUUUUGAUCAAGCAUGGUCAUCUUUAUGUUUUACUGUUUUUUUUAAUAGUUUUUAGUCCUUAUUUUUGACAAAUGUAAAAUUUCAAAUGUCAGUUUUAUCUUCGUAUUUUCUAUGACUGUCAUGGAUGGACUAAAGAUACUUGAGAAAUGUUCUGUUAUAUUUUCCUCUGUUUUUUUUUUUUCUGUAUGAGUUGUGUUUUUGAUAUGAUCAUCUUGUACAGAGGUUUGAGACAUUCAUACGGGAUUAUCCUUUCAUAAACUAACGGUGUAACUUUUUAGAGAAAUUUGGGUUGAUUGAUUCAAAUAUCAAGUAAAGUCUACAGAAAAUA
Messenger RNA from Labrus bergylta (ballan wrasse), 7001 nucleotides. The record is from RefSeq and is a predicted model, not a curated record. Lineage: Eukaryota; Metazoa; Chordata; Actinopteri; Labriformes; Labridae.